CAGGGAGAAAAGUAUAUCAAUGUAUCCAAGAUAUGAUGCAAUAGUCAAAACUUCCUGAUUAAAUGCAACUAAUAUGAGAAGACUGAUGUGUUUGAAACCAAAGAAAAAUAAUAAAGUGAAAUGAGAUGAAGGAACAAUGGGGAUGUACUACAUCGGGACAAAAUAAUUAAUGAAUAUUAAUUAUUAGAAUAUUUCAAUCAUAUAAAAAUAUGUAAUUGUCAUUAUUUCUGUAUUUCACAUAUUUUUAAGUGUUCUAGUGAGCUAAGGACUUUUGAAUAAACGCUGUAAGUUGACAUUGGUACAAUUUUCUAGAUGUUAUAAGUAUUUUUUCAAUAAUUUAUAAGAUAUACAAAGAAAAUACAUUUAAAGUCAUACUUAUGUUUAUUUAGAACAUUUAAACAGAAUUCAGCUCAUCUGGAGAUGAUCAGCUCAAAUUUAAAUUAUCUUUCAAUUGCAAAUAGGGAAAAAGAAAACAUUCAAUACUGUUAUAACUGUGGCUCAAAUGGAACAAUCAGAGGCUGCAUAGGUUGAUCUAUGCUAUAAUUUUAAGUAUCAUCUGUCUUGUUAAAUUGGAUCAACCUUUUAAACUUGUUUACAUUUCUGACUAUGUUUAUCUUUCUGUUUGUAGUUUUUAAAAAAAAAUUUCUUCUUUCCACUUUUGGGGUUGUUUUCCUAUGUCUAUUUCAUAGGACUCAAAUCUGAAAUGAGGAAUCAGUCAAGAGAGAUGGAGUUCAUUCUCCUAGGACUGACCGAUGACCCACAACUGCAAAUUGUGAUUUUUGUAUUUCUCUUUCUAAAUUAUGUGUUGAGUGUAAUGGGGAACUUAUCCAUCAUCCUUCUUACCUUGCUAGAUCCCCGCCUCAAGACUCCCAUGUAUUUUUUCCUCCGAAAUUUCUCCUUCUUGGAAGCUUCAUUGACAACAGUCUGUAUUCCCAGAUUCCUGAUAAGCAUCGUGACUAAAAACAAAACAAUAUCCUAUGACAGUUGUGCAUCUCAGUUAUUCUUUUUCCUCUUAUUAGAAAUUACAGAAUUUUACCUACUGGCUGCCAUGUCUUUUGACCGUUAUGUAGCAAUCUGCAAACCCCUACAUUACCCAGUGAUUAUGAACAACAAAGUGUGUUACCAACUUCUAUUCAGUUCAUGGACAUCAGGCUUUCUAUUUACAUUUCCACCAUUGGCCUUGGGACUGACACUGGAAUUCUGUGCUUCCAGAGUAAUUGAUCAUUUCAUGUGUGACAUUUCCCCUGUGCUGCAGCUUUCUUGCACUGAUACUCAUUUCCUGGAAUUAUUUUCAUUUGUCUUAGCUAUUUUAACACUCCUAGUCACAUUGCUGUUAGUGAUUCUUUCUUACACAUAUAUUAUCAAGACCAUUCUAAAAAUCCCCUCUGCUCAGAAAAGAACAAAGGCUUUUUCUACUUGUUCUUCUCAUAUAAUUGUGGUCUCCCUUACUUAUGGUAGCUGUAUCUUUAAUUACAUAAAACCAACAGCAAAGGAAAGGGUAACUUUAUCCAAAGGUGUAACUGUUAUCUAUACCUCAGUUGCCCCUUUAUUAAACCCUUUCAUUUACACUCUAAGAAACCAGCAAGUGAAACAAGCCUUCAAAGAUAUACUCCAAAAGACUUUCUAUUUUUUCAAAAAAUGAAAAGAAACUUUAAUUUUUAAAACUUGGAGAAAAAAGUAAAUAGAAAUGUUUACUCAUUUCAUAAAUUAGCUUAAUCUGCCCUUCAAUUAGUUAACCUGAUAAUAUUUUAACCAGAGCUUUCAGCACAAUACAUCUAUCCUUUCCUGUUUCUCUUUAUGAUUAGCAUUCCUUUCUGUGCCUCAGCAAGAGUCCUCUCUUUAGUUAACAACACAAAUGUUAAAUUUCAUUUACUUUACAAAACAUGGUACUGACCUUCUCAAAAAAAAAAAAAACGUAUUAGAUAUUCAUCAUAAGAAUGUUAUCAGUUAUACAGACAUCAAUAUAACAACAUGCGCUACCACUGGGGCUCUAGGAAAUUCUUCAAAUGUCAUUCCAAUAUUUUCAACAAGGCAAGAAAAAAAGGCAGGCUUCAAAUCAUAAAAGGCUCAUAUGUCCUAAAAUGCACCAGGACUUUAUCUGGUAGGUCUAGAGACCUAAAAAUCUGGAGUGAAUAAGAAUCACACACCUGGUUAGCUUUUUUUAAACAAAGUCAAUGUUCUUAUCCCUAAAAUGUCUUUUCAAUUUGUCUGGAUUGCUGUAUAGAAACAUGGACUGUGGCUGAUUCUGAUGCAUGUGGCUCCAAUGAGAGUUUUAUUUCUUGUUGUUUUUUUUAAUGUUUAUUUAUUUUUGAGAGAGAGAGAGAGAGAGAGAGAGCAGAGGAAGGGCAG
Molecule: messenger RNA, 2349 nt
Organism: Herpailurus yagouaroundi (jaguarundi)
Lineage: Eukaryota; Metazoa; Chordata; Mammalia; Carnivora; Felidae
Product: olfactory receptor 6C6-like
Exons: 2
Coding region: 704-1642 (312 amino acids)
Biological process (GO): G protein-coupled receptor signaling pathway
Cellular component (GO): membrane
Molecular function (GO): olfactory receptor activity; G protein-coupled receptor activity
Source: RefSeq, a predicted model, not a curated record